CGGUAUCUUCGCCAGUCGACAACACCCGGCCGCCGCGCAAGCACGCGUCAGCACGCUCCGACACUCUCCUACCAAAUACUACCAAUUUCGCGAACGACUUUUCGAUAUAGUUUCUUUAGUUUUCCAGCUAAUUGUGCUACUAGUGUUAUCGUGCAGUGUUAUUGCAGGCUCGCCGUUGCUAAGGUUGUGAACGAAACAAAAGAAAAUUAAAUUCGCGCGAUCCAAUUUCGAAUUCGACAUGUCCUAAUCGACGAAUCCUUUUUUAAAUUUGUAAUUGGAAUGGAUUCGUGGAGAACUGGCCAGUGAUUUAGUGUUGGUUGUGUGUGAUUUGUGUUGAACUAGUGUGAUAUAAAAACAAAAUGGAAGCCAUGGAACGGAGAGGAAAGUUGGCGGCGAUCGCUGCUAUCAUGUUCAUCGUGUUUUGGUCGCAAUGUCGAGGAGUGGAAGGUCAGAGAAACAACACGAAGAUGUCGUACGUGUGUCCGCCGCAGUUCAUCAGGCUGGGACACAGCUGCUACUACUUCAGUGAAAACAAGGCCACGUGGCAGAAUGCACUCUUCGCAUGCACGGACCGAGGCAGUAACUUGACGGUGCCAGCGCGUUGGGAAGACAGGAAUCUUCGCAAGUACCUCAAUAAACCUGAUGUCGUGAAAGAAAGUAGGUGGAUCGGUGGUAUCUACGACUAUGGAGCCAGGUCCUGGCGGUGGGGAGGAGAUCUCCGCAAGAUGCAUUACCAAUCCUUCUCCAAGAUGAAGAAGAUGACCCCGGAGGAACUGAAGUGGCAUUGCAUCGCUAUGAUGCCGGACUUGCUUUACAGGUGGUCACCUCGCAACUGCGUCGAAGCUCGUCACUACAUCUGCCAAACUAAACUGCAAAAGGUGCCAAAGGCCAAAGUGAAGGACCUGCGUCGUCGCUGGCAACGAAUGGGACAGAUCAACGAAAUCACUGCACCAAGCGUCAGUAGGGAGGUCAAUGAUCCCAUGAUGAUAAAUGACGUCACUGUGAACCCUGUACACCAUCCGAAAUCGUACGAUCUGCGCCCCAACCCUUAUCCUAGAGGACAAAAGCGACACGGCACGAGGACGAACAGUCCUACCUCCAAGUAUGAUUUGAGACCGAAUGAGCUGAAGAAGCGAUCGAGGCCCAUCGUCCACCGAAGGCUCAAGAGACCGUUCCCAGGUUACACAUGGAAUCGCCGCGACCCUGAAGGCUCAUACCAACGUAACGCUGAGCUGCUCCGCUCCGGCCGCACCGGGCUUACUCCGCAGCAGGUGAACGCUCACCUCGCGCGGCUGCGACAUCUGCGAGACAAACAAGUUGCUCGACGCAAGCGACUACGUGACGACGACUGGCUGGUGAACGAGCCCAGGCAAGCUCUCGCGCAGACCCACGCCAGGACCUACACUGUCGACAACAACAUCAGCGCUCUGCAUCCCAAGACCAUCGUCGAAGAGUUCAACAUGGAGUUCCCGCACCACCCCGCUGGCCCACCCAAAUCGAACCGCAACACCGGCUAAUCGAUUCGACUUUGACUAACUUGACCCAUCGAUUAUUCAAAAAUCGAUUAAGUUUAUUCAUCGAUAUUAAUUUAAGUUCCUCGCGAUUUUCCGAUCUUCUUAUGACUUUGCUUUUAUUAAUAUUUAUUGUUGACACUUUACGAUAGUUCUGAUUCCUAUCACUAGCGUGUGCCUCAUUUGUUUUAGUAUCAAUUGAGUGAGAAUGCGUCGCCUAUUGUUAAGGAAUCAAUGUUGGACGAGGUGUCGUCGACGUGGUAGAAACUCAUAGCGUAGUUUCCUUACCUGUCGACCAAUCGUCUCGUCGUUGGACGUGUGGUUUAAGCCAACGUCGUGAAGUGCCAUUCCAUUGUUCUUCUUCUCUUCUUCGUAGAGUAGCCAGAACUUACGACUCUUUGUCUACUCGAAUCAUAAAAGUUAAGCUUACUUAUCCAUACUUUAAAUAACUGCAAUCCAGUGUGAGUCUUGUCAGUCUAGUUGUAGUUACCACAUUAUUGCACCUGUUAACUUUGUAGUCUUUAGUACUUCAUUUUGCUGUUAUGUACUCAUUUACAUAGAAUCAUGAAUGAGUAUUAUUGUUUACCUACUUACAUUUAAUUCAAAUUGAAUUACCUUAUCAUGACCAACUCUCUUUUGUACAAUGUAUUUUGUGACUCUUCACGACCCAGCUACUAACAUGUUAAGUUGCGAACGAGUGUAGAACAUGUUGGUAGAUACUGUUUCAUAUAUUCUUCUAAGAUGUUACUACAUCUAGUUUUAUUUUAAUAUUAUUUCGUUUGUUUUGUAUUCCACACGUUUUGAUUAUUAUUAUUAUAAUGUCUAAUGCUGUGCUUUUAAAUUAAGUGCGUCGUGGUAAUCUUGUUUUAUUUUUGUAUUUAUAAUGUACUAGUCAGUAAGUUUUAUGAGAAAAUAUAAAUGUAGAUUACUAAAAUGUUUAAUCUUAUCUAUAGUUUCGAGAAUGUUGAUAAUAUUAAUGGAUAUAAAAUUUAAUAUCGUCGAUGUAGGCACACCAGUAUCAAAGUUGAAAUAUUGCAAAUAAUAAUCAUUAACUUUCUCACAGUAUAAGUGUAUUUAUUAAAAAUAAAAUAAAAACAUUAACAAGAAAGUGUCGUACAUCGUAAUUGGCAUUUCGUGUUUAUUUAGCCAUGUAAGUUUACGUUCCAAUUUGUUUGUUAUUUUAGUUAAAAACCUAAUAAAUUUAUACUUUUUUUACUAAACUGCCAGUUAUUGUAGUCCUCGCAUUUAUGAAGUUAAAUCACAUUUUGUGUAAGUUUUUUGUAUGAUAUUUUUAAGCAGUUAUGAUGGAACUCGUUGAUUAAAUGUAGUGUCGCCGGGUUAAUACAACCCUAUCUUAAUCACAUUUUGUAAAUUAGAUUUCUUUGAGAACGUAUUUGCUUGUUCUUUCUAAACAGUCGUAUUGAUCCUCUUGAAAAUAUCUUGAAAAAUGAAAACAAACAAUAAAAACACUGCCACUUAUUUUUAAUUUUUUUUUUUUGUUUCUGUUGCAACCGGCGACGUGUAUCUAUAAAAUAAAAUGAAAAUCAGAUAAGUUUUAGAUUGAACAUUAAAGUCAUAUCAAUUUGUAAAUCUUUGUCCAACGUUUAAAACUAAAUGUUGAGUCACGCAUAGCUGUAGUAACUUAUGUUUUUAGAUUUUUGAAAAACUAGUCUACUAGUUACGCGCUUAGUAUUACUAUCAUACCUCAAAACACAAUUUCUUCAAAUAAAAAAAUAAGUUAUAAAUUAAAAAAAAAUAAACAUCUUAACUUUUUUUAGUAAGUUCUAAAAAAAAUGUUUUAAUAUUUUGAUCUGUAAAUACUACUUAAUUUUAAAUUUAGUAGUAGCAACACCGAGGUACUGUGAAUUGUUUUAGGCAAGCGGAGAACUUAUCUGUAGGAACAAAAUAACUUCUUAUUGUAUCUUAAGUAUUAAUAAUUACUUAUAACUAUAAGAAAA
Molecule: messenger RNA, 3469 nt
Organism: Spodoptera litura
Lineage: Eukaryota; Metazoa; Arthropoda; Insecta; Lepidoptera; Noctuidae
Source: RefSeq, a predicted model, not a curated record